Peronospora matthiolae is the source of this 153-nucleotide messenger RNA. The record is from the annotation of a GenBank genome assembly. Lineage: Eukaryota; Oomycota; Peronosporomycetes; Peronosporales; Peronosporaceae.
AUGUCCGAUCUCACCCAAUUACGCGACUACAACAAACGCAUUGAUCGAUCUGUUGAGGAUGGGCUAACCAAGCUCAUGGAUGGUUUGACUUGCGGCGUCAGUGUCGACGAGUACAUCGGUGUGGACGACGACGAGCCGAUUCAGUGCGACUAA